ACGCAUGCGCAGUUUCAAGUCGCCCCAAACUAUGCCGAUGUGGCUGGUUUGAUAUUAAACUUUUCGUAAUUUUAGUUAGUCUGUAGGUUCUGAAGCACACAAAUUGCAAUGGGCGUUUUUAUUCUGGCUUUUUUGGGGCUCUGCAGUUUGGUUUUAGCAAAUGACGACGAAAGGCUGCCGAAUAAAUGCGAAGUGUGUAAGUUUCUGACAGUUGAGCUGCAGGAAGCUCUGGCGAAAACUGGUCGCUCCAAAGAAGUUCUGGAGGUUGGAGAGGUGCUGGACACAGGCAAGAGAAGGAGAAAGAUCAAGUACAACACCUCGGAAACUCGACUGACUGAGGCAGUAGACAACAUAUGUGAGCGCAUCCUGCAGUACAGCGUUCACGCAGAGAGGCCCGGCAGCCUCCGAUACGCCAAGGGUGCCAGUCAAACCAUGACGACUCUGAAGAAUCUGGUCCACAAAGGAGUUAAAGUGGACCUGGGUAUGCCUUUUGAGCUUUGGGAUGAACCCUCAGUUGAGGUGUCGGACAUGAAAAAACAGUGUGAGACGAUGCUGGAGGAGUUUGAGGAGGUGGUGGAGGACUGGUACUUCCACCAUCAGGACCAGAGGCUGGAGAACUUCCUCUGUGAGAACCACGUCCUCCAGACUUCAGAGCAAGAAUGUCUCAAAGAGGUGUGGAAAGCAGACAUGGGGAGGAAAGGAGGGGCUGAGGAGGCAACAGGAAAAGAAGAGGAGGAAGCGAAAACAAAGGAACAAACUGCACAUGAUGCUGGAGAACUUUGAGAGAAAAAAAAAUUCGAAAAAUUAAAAUGCAGAAAACAACACUACACCUCAGAUUUGAUUUAGGUCAUCAAGCUGAAAAUGAAUGGACAGAAGCUGAUAUUAUGCACCGAGACGUGUUUUUAGCCGUGUUCCUGGUACGUAUAUUUACUAAAAGUUACUGCAGCUGUGAUGCCUUUUACAAAUUAACACUAUUAUUUUUAUAUGUCAACCUUCUAUAAAUUGUUCCAACACUCCAAGUAAAGUUUAACGCCUUUAAUUUUAAUACAAGACCUUUCCAGUGUUAUAUUUUGUGUAACCUCUGUUACAUCUCUCCUUAUGCCAACAAUAUACGGGACGUAUCUGUAUUUUUUACCUAAACUACAGCCCUGAAAUGCAAUAUGUAUGUACAGCUUUUUCACAUUGAAUAAAAUACUUUUUUUUACAACACU
This is a messenger RNA of Stegastes partitus (bicolor damselfish), 1211 nucleotides long. It is a transcript of the gene cnpy4, whose product is annotated as canopy FGF signaling regulator 4. The record is from RefSeq and is a predicted model, not a curated record. The transcript has 6 exons. The coding region runs from base 109 to 783 and encodes 224 amino acids. Lineage: Eukaryota; Metazoa; Chordata; Actinopteri; Pomacentridae.